This is a messenger RNA of Manis javanica (Malayan pangolin), 368 nucleotides long. The record is from RefSeq and is a predicted model, not a curated record. NCBI's taxonomy places the organism in Eukaryota, Metazoa, Chordata, Mammalia, Pholidota, Manidae.
GUAUAUAAACACUAGCUCAGAGGGGAGGUCACUGAGACACUCAGGCUCUCAGCCAAACAAAACCCCAACUCCUAUCUAUGCCCUGCUGUGGGACCUCCUCUCAGCACUGCUGCAGCGUCCCCAAAGGCCUGGCCACCACCGUCUGCUCCUCCAACAAAUGCUGCCUGUGUGGGGUCUGCCUGCCCAGCAUCCUCCAGCCGACCUGCUGCACGCCUUCGUACCCCACACCCUGGUAUCAGCCCGACACCUUUGUGCCAUCUUGCUGGCUGCUUGGCUCCUGCCACCCACACCCUGGACUGAGAGGGAUCUCCCAGAUGACCCACACUCAGCCUUGCUGUGAAGGACCCCGUAAGCCCUGCUGCUGCUGA